This is a messenger RNA of Mangifera indica (mango), 1301 nucleotides long. Its product is annotated as trafficking protein particle complex subunit 12-like. The transcript has 2 exons. The record is from RefSeq and is a predicted model, not a curated record. The coding region runs from base 116 to 1234 and encodes 372 amino acids. Lineage: Eukaryota; Viridiplantae; Streptophyta; Magnoliopsida; Sapindales; Anacardiaceae. Gene Ontology annotation, molecular function: protein binding.
UUUUAUUGGGCAUUUUUUGUCACCCCGAUCUAAAGUCAACAACUUGACCAAUACUACAUUUCACCAAACCCGCCAUCACCUUCCUCAAUUUCGAAUCCCACGCCAAUUCAACGCCAUGGAGGACUCCGAUCAAACCCAAACCCCGACCCGUGUUACCGAUCCACUCACCAACGCCUUCGGAUCCCUAAAUGACCUAGCCCCCGAACUCUCCUCCCUUCAAGAUCUGGCCACGCGCGGCUCGUGGCGAUCGAUUCUCGACAAAGUCUCACGCGCCCGCUCCUUCUCUCUUCUCACUCUCCCUCACCACCACCUCACCUACCUCUCUUACAAUGCCCUCGCUUUGAUGAAACUACGUCGUUUCGAUGACGCCGCCCAGGAGCUCGACUCACUUGAAGAUUUCAACAGCUCCAGUUACCAGUACGAAUCCUACCCGCACGCCUACCCGAACCGGAGCGGAUCAAUGGUUCCCUUCUCCCUCCGGUGGCUCCACGCGGUUCUCCUGCUUAAGAUGUCAAACCGGCAGGAAGGUCUCGAUCGGCUUUAUCUCCUUCUAGAUUUCAUCCGCGAGAAAUUGAGACAAAAAAUCGACGAGAAAUUGGAUUUGUCGGCGAGUAUGUGGAGGAAACGGGAAGUUAUUGUGGUCAAUUGUUUGAUCGGUUAUCAUUUGAGUGGGAAAGAGUUUGGGGUGUGUUUGAAUCUGAUUCGAGAGUUGUUAAAAGAUUCUGCCGAUUUUGACCCUGUGUUGGUCUCCAAAUUAGGGUACAUUCAGAUGCAGAUUGGGGAUUUGGAGGGUGCUACGACGUCGUUUAAUAGAGUUGAGGAAAUGUUGAAGUCGAAGAAGAGUGAUGAUGGUGAUGGUGAUGGUGAUGGUGAUGUUGAGUUGAGGAAUCUUGUGAACCGGAACAAGGUGUUGGUAUAUUUGAUCGGAAAGGAUUAUGUGUCAGCAGUGAGGGAGUAUGAGGAGUGUAUAGAGAGGAAUGACAGUGACGUGGUGGCGGUGAAUAACAAGGCUUUGUGUUUGAUGUAUUUGAGGGAUUUAUCUGAUGGGAUUAAGGUGCUGGAGAAUGCACUUGAAAGAGUGCCCACGGUGGCACUGAAUGAAACUGUGGUGGUGAAUUUGUGUAGUAUGUAUGAAUUGGCUUAUGUAAAUCACUCAGAUAUCAAGCGGACCUUAAGUAAUUGGAUUGCUAGGGUUGCUCCAGAUGAUUUUGAUUCCUCGUGCACAAGGAUUUGAAGCUAUAGGUUUGUAAUAAUCAAUGAGAUGAUUUUUUUUUUUAAUGAAAUGCAGGUAAAUUUGUGGA